AUGUUCAAGAAAGAUCCACAAAUCAAGGCUCUAAGCAACCUGAAGAACUCAGAGCGCAAGAGGAUUCAGAGCCAGUGCCAAACGCAAACCGGGUUAACCAGCUAUGUGUUCCCCUCCCAGGUGGUCAAACAAACUACGUUCAAGACCCAAUUUACUGCUGGCACUGUGUUCACAGACGAGGCCAACGUUCCCAUAUGGUUUAAAGAGAAGUUCAUCGAUCUGCUGUUCCCCACGGUGUACACAUGCUGGAACUGGCCCGACUUAUUGCCUGUUGUACUGGCUCAUGAGUACGUGGUGGAGGAGAAAGUCGUCAAGGGCGCCAAUCUGAUGCUACCUGGCACAGUGCCGCCUUUCGAUCCCAGAUGUGUCAGGUAUCAGAUGGUAGGAGUAGCCAGCACGCGCUCCCCGAAUAUCGUGAAGGCCGUAGGAAUCGUUCAGCUCGACCUUCCAGCAUACUCGCGCGUCAUUGGCGAAACUGGGGUUGCAGUCGAGAUCGUCCAUGUUUUUGACGACGGUCUAUGCAAAACCUUUAAAGCCAAAGUCGAGCCUCCAGAACCAGGAGUCUCUGUGGAGUCUGACAGUGACGAGCAGGUGUCGGAAUCCGAACUAGACACCGAGGAACAAGUGCAGUCAGAAACGCCGAAAACAGAUCCCACCCCGGGCGCAGAUCUCGCCACAGAUCUUGAAAACGUGGCCGAGCAACUGGCACAGUUACAUACCGAGGACGUGGACCACUUUUUCACGAGAUCGCUGUACUAUACGCUGACUCAAGAUGCCAACUUCAGCGUCCCGGUAACCAGCUCGAAUUUCGUGUCCAACCACAUCUUGCGCAACCUCCCUUCUGUGGACCUUCAGCAGGUCAACAUCAAAAAGACAUCCUGGCGCAAAACUGCUAAGUUUCUCAAGCAUUUUGAAAAAGAGGGCUUCUUGAAACUGAAGGGCAAAGGUGAUGAUUUGGUUGUAGUAGGCGUUGCUACCAAAGCGUCCAAACCAGAGCUCGCCAAUUUUGUUCCCUACCGUGUGGGUGGCAUGGCUGGUGGCAGCCAUUCGGGAGCUAAGCAAUCGCAGGAUCAGCCCCAGCGUCCUAUGAUGACUGCUGUGACACUGUAUAAGCCCAUUAGCAGUGCCAAAGACUUUUUGAGAGCUCUGGACUUGAAAAUAGACCAUCUCUUCACUCAACAAGAACUCAAGACCGGUGUGGACCGCUACAUCGCCGAAAAAAAACUCAUGAGCCCGGACAACAGAGCUGCUGUUCGACUUGAUGACCUGCUAUACACCGCGGUCAACCGUGCUGCCAAGAAAGAGAACGCCGUCCGCACCAUUCCCAGGGCUCAAAUAAUAGCUGCCAUUUUGAAGGGCAACUUUUCAGAGCAUUUCGUCAUCCUCAAGCCAGACGGUUCCCCGCUAUUCAAGAACCCUUUGAAGGGUAGUAUUCCAACCGUAGAGAUUGUCACUGAGAUGAAGAUUGGACGCAAGGUCGUCACUAAGGUCUCUAAUUUCGAGAAAUUCCAAAUCGAUGAACAAGAAUUGGCUGAAAUGCUUCGGAAGAAAUGCAGUGGCUCUACCACUAUUGGGGAGAAGACUACUUCACCUAAGACACUCGAAGUCACCGUACAGGGCCCUCAUGGGCCGGCUGUUAUUGAUCUACUCAACGAUCAAGGCAUCCCCACCAAGUGGAUCAAUUUUGUCAAUAAGUUGAAAAAGACUAAAAAGAGAAGCUAG
Lachancea meyersii CBS 8951 is the source of this 1722-nucleotide messenger RNA. Lineage: Eukaryota; Fungi; Ascomycota; Saccharomycetes; Saccharomycetales; Saccharomycetaceae. The record is from the annotation of a GenBank genome assembly.